CAUAUUAUGCUUCAAAGUUCAAACUCAUUAUAUUUUAGGCCAAAAAAAGGGAAAAAUUGGGAGGGAGAUUAGGAGGGAGAGACAGAGAGUGUGUGCGUGUGUUUCUGUCAGUUUCUGCUUAGCUUCUGAAAUCUGGGGUCUCUUCAAAUUCCUCUAAUUUCUUCUUCCUUUCCUUUUUCUUAAUUUUUUACUACUUGUUAGUGUAGUAAGCAAAAUCCAACAACAUUGUGUAGGUUGGUAUUCAUACCUUUAGCAGUGUAAUUUACUGGGUUUUUGUCACAACACAAGUAAUAACUCUGGCACAGGGACACAAUUAGCUCCAUUUCAGUGUGAUCUGUAUUUACAACAGAAUUGUUGUAAAAACUGCUGCCUUUGCAAUACUCUUCUAAUGUCAAUAUAUAGCAAGAUGCUAGUGGGCCUUGAAUGAGCCUUAAUUUCAGUAGUGGAAGGAAAAUGACCUCAAAGCCAAAGAAAGGAUGGAAAUCAAUUGUGCCUCUCCAUUUGAAGACCAAAUCAGCAGCACAUUUUUGUUUGCUACCCAAAGCGAAGUCAGAUCGAUACGGUCCUGGUGACACACCUGUUUAUCUCAAUGUGUAUGACUUGACUCCUAUGAACGGCUAUGUAUAUUGGGCUGGCCUUGGUAUCUUUCAUUCUGGCGUGGAAGUUCAUGGUGUAGAAUAUGCAUUUGGAGCUCAUGACUAUCCAAGCAGUGGUGUCUUUGAAGUUGAACCACGGCAGUGCCCUGGGUUCAAGUUUAGGAAGUCAAUAUUCAUUGGGGCGACAAAGUUGGAUCCCUGUCAGGUUAGAGAGUUUAUUGAACGUCAAGCUGCUAGCUAUAAUGGUGAUACGUAUCACUUGAUUGUGAAGAACUGCAACCAUUUUUGCAACGAUUUAUGCUACAAGCUUACUGGGAAAAGGAUUCCAAAAUGGGUGAACAGACUUGCAAAAUUAGGUUCAACAUUCAACUGCAUGCUACCCGAGGCUCUGAAAGUUGCUGCGGUGGAACAUGACCCUAAUGGCCCUGAAUAUGAUAGUGAGAAAAGAAGGCUGAGAAGUGCUUUCAGUUGUCUUUCUUCAAUUUCAACAAGGCAAAGGCAGUUAUCGACAUCUUCGUUAUUUCUGCAGUCACCCUUAAAAGGGUGCUUACCAUCUUGGGAGUUAAGAAAGUCUAACAACAGGUCUCUGAAGGAAAGGUAAGAUAAUGGACCCUUCCAAUUUCUUGGAAUUUGUUGAACAGAAAUGUUAUGAAGGUUAUUUCCAUGUAUUCUUGGGAAAAAUGAAAAACCAAUCAGAGUGACAUGCUUAGGAAUUAAGGGGUAGUAUUUAUAACAUGACAUUUCAGUGUAUGUAAAAAAAGAAUUCCUUAUUUGAUUGCUUCUUUUGAGAAAUUUUGCCACACUUUGAAGUUGAAGCAGUGAAUUGUUGGAUCAA
Messenger RNA from Nicotiana attenuata, 1431 nucleotides. Its product is annotated as deSI-like protein At4g17486. Gene Ontology annotation, molecular function: deubiquitinase activity. The record is from RefSeq and is a predicted model, not a curated record. NCBI's taxonomy places the organism in Eukaryota, Viridiplantae, Streptophyta, Magnoliopsida, Solanales, Solanaceae. The transcript is spliced from 4 exons. The coding region runs from base 424 to 1197 and encodes 257 amino acids. Gene Ontology annotation, biological process: protein deubiquitination.